AUGGCUAGAAGCCAGGCGCCACGACUGAUGGCCCCUACAUCAUGGAUCACAAUUCAGAUACCCGUUGAUAAAAAUAUCUCAGAUAGCAAAUCGGAGGAAGGAAAGAAGUGGCUUGAAAUCAUUAAACCGCUUACAAAGGAUUCACAGCCAGAUUUCGAACACGGAGUAUGGGGUCGAUUGAUUGAACGACCUGAAGAAGUUUGGCUCGUUACUAGUUGGGAAACGUUUGAAGCUUUGCAAAAAUUUGAGGAAUCAGAUGUAUAUGAAGGACAAUUGAAAGCAAUGAGAGAGCUUUCAGAGGGAAAAGAACCAAUCAUUACGCAUGCUCGACUAUCAGGCGACUUCUGGAUCAUGUUGACUGAUUAUACUGGGGUUACGGAUGUUUAUUUUCCAGAGGACAUAGAAGACGACGAGAAGAAGAGGAUUCAUGACUUGAAGGGGUUAACUUACUUCUUUGCGCCCGGAAAGAAGUCAGGUAAAAGUGCAUACAACGGAAAGUCAAUCAAAGGCUGGAUAAGUGAGCCCGUUGAGUUUAAGGAGAAUCAAACCAGGGUCAUGAGGUAUCUGCAUUACUGGAACAGUAAAGAAGGGAAAGAAGAAUUCAAAGCAGAAGCUGGAUUUGUCACCGAAGCUGGAGAAUCGAAGAACAUAUUCAGUGAGUGGGUGGCAGGCCUAAAAGAUGAGGGGAUGCUGGGGAUGGAAGAAGUGCAUUGCAAAUUUGAUACUAUUCCUUGGAAGUUCUGGGACUAUACGUCUGAAGAGGAGAGAGACAUGGCGGAAAUGGAUGCAGAGGAGUAG
This is a messenger RNA of Botrytis byssoidea, 798 nucleotides long. RefSeq lists its product as uncharacterized. Lineage: Eukaryota; Fungi; Ascomycota; Leotiomycetes; Helotiales; Sclerotiniaceae. The record is from RefSeq and is a predicted model, not a curated record. The coding region runs from base 1 to 798 and encodes 265 amino acids. The transcript has a single exon.